UAUGAAAACCUUUUAACAUUAACAAGUAACAAGAAAGAAGAAAGGAUCGCGAGUAGCGGAAGAAGGAAGGGAAUGAGUUCGAACAGGGCGGAGGUACGUGGUUCACAGAGAUUACAAGCUUUGCUUCAUCAUCUUCGCUCUUCCCAUUCGAUGCCCAUCAAUUCCGAUUCAAAACUCUCCGUUUCAAAGAGAGCUGCAGUUCUGAUCUGUGUCUUUGAAGGCGCCGAUGGGAAUCUGCGAGUAUUCCUCACGCAGCGAGCUUCCUCUCUCUCAACCCACGCCGGUGAGGUUGCUUUGCCAGGUGGCAAGACAGAGGAAGACGACGCUGACGAUGUACACACAGCCUUGAGAGAGGCCAAGGAGGAAAUUGGCUUGGACCCUUCUCUUGUUUCUGUUAUCACAAUUCUCGAACCCUUCCACACUAAGUAUGGCAUUACAAUAAUACCUGUGGUUGGAAUACUGUCUGACAAGGAUGCAUUUUCACCAAUUUUGAAUCCAGCUGAAGUUGAAGCAAUAUUCGAUGUUCCAUUGGAGAUGUUCCUCAAGAAUAAUAACAGGAGAGCUGAAGAAAGAGAAUGGAUGGGGGAGAAGCAUCUUGUACAUUAUUUUGAUUAUGAGGUUGGGAAUAAGAAGUAUGUGAUAUGGGCUAUAACUGCUGCAAUCUUAAUUAGGGCGGCAACUCUUUUACUUCAGCAACCACCUGCUUUUCUAGAGCAGAGGCCUGAAAUAUGGGGAGGAAUUACUGAAAGUGACAUGAUAAUACUAGGGAGUAGUACUUCCAAAUAAUGAUUUUAUCUUUCAAGUUUUGUAUAAUAAUUUAACACAUGAAGCUGUUCUGCAUUCUUUGGCAAUUAAAAGAAUUAGAGAAAUAAAUUGAAUUCAGGAAGGAACUGAGGGAGAGUGAGUGGAUUUAUGAAGCCCUUCUUGAUACAGAAAUCAUGAUGGCCACAAGAAGGAUAUUAAUAAAAAUGGAGUUUCACUAACAAUUUAGUACAUUUUAUCAUGCUGAUUAAGUUACUCUUGGAGUGUAUUUUGCUA
This is a messenger RNA of Cajanus cajan (pigeon pea), 1038 nucleotides long. Its product is annotated as nudix hydrolase 15, mitochondrial. Gene Ontology annotation, biological process: coenzyme A catabolic process. Gene Ontology annotation, molecular function: coenzyme A diphosphatase activity. Lineage: Eukaryota; Viridiplantae; Streptophyta; Magnoliopsida; Fabales; Fabaceae. The record is from RefSeq and is a predicted model, not a curated record.